UGCUAAUGACAGCUGAUCCAUGGCUGAUCCAUGAAGUCGGGAAAUGAGGUGUCAGAAUAUGUCGUACUUAAAAAUAUUAAAAACAAUAACAAUUGACUAUUAUUGUAAACCAAAGAUGUGUCAUUAAUUAAAUCACUAACAUUCUAAAUUGUUAGUAAUAAAUUGUUUCUGUGUUUAACGGAAUUACAUUAUAACCUAAUCAGGUAAUCAUAGACUGAUUUUUGGUUUCAUAUAAACUUCAAUAAAUUUGGAGUAUAAUCAAAAUAAUUUCCGAGGAAUUUUCGAAAAAUUCUAAAGAAAUAAAAUUAUGUCAAAAAAUAAAUUGAAUUUAACGCUGCCACCGGGUUCAAUCGAGCCAGUACCAGCUGUUUCACCUUCCCCGCCAGUUCCACCUCUUCCAACAUAUUCUGAAGCUCCUGUGAUUCCAGAACGUCGUAACUUUAUUUCUAGCGGUGUCAUGGGAAAAAUGAGUAUAGAUGCAAUUCAAGAACGUUUGGAAGAAUUAGAAAUGGAUGAAGAACAAAGAAAAAGACUUGAAAGUUUUCUCGGGCAAAAAGAAAAAGUUGGUGAACUCUGUGAUGAAGACUUUGAAAAAUUAGGAGAAUUAGGAGCCGGUAAUGGAGGUGUAGUUAUGAAAGUUAAACAUAAAAAAUAUGGCCUCAUCAUGGCUAGAAAGUUGAUUCACUUGGAGGUAAAACCAGCAAUUAAGAAGCAAAUUAUUAGGGAAUUAAAAGUGCUUCAUGAAUGUAAUUUUGCCCAUAUUGUCGGUUUUUAUGGUGCAUUCUAUAGUGAUGGAGAAAUUAGUAUAUGCAUGGAAUAUAUGGACGGUGGAUCUCUUGAUCUCAUUCUUAAAAAAGCAGGAAGAAUACCAGAAUCUAUUUUAGGAAGAAUUACUUGUGCGGUCUUAAAAGGUUUAAGUUAUUUAAGAGAUAAACAUGCAAUAAUGCAUAGAGAUGUGAAACCAAGUAAUAUUUUGGUAAACAGCGCAGGAGAAAUAAAAAUUUGUGAUUUUGGAGUAUCUGGACAAUUAAUUGAUUCAAUGGCAAAUUCUUUUGUCGGUACUCGAAGUUAUAUGUCGCCUGAAAGAUUGCAAGGCACACAUUAUUCGGUACAAAGCGAUAUUUGGUCCUUAGGCCUAUCAUUGGUUGAAAUGGCUAUUGGAAUGUAUCCUAUUCCUCCACCAAACGCCAAAACUUUGUCAACGAUAUUUGGUCAUCAACAGGGUCCGUCAUCUACAGAGAAUGUCGUAACCAAUAACAUUCCAACACCUACGUCACAGUCUCCAGCGCAUAAUGCAAGUAGUCCAAGACCAAUGGCGAUAUUUGAACUUCUGGAUUACAUAGUGAAUGAACCGCCUCCAAAAUUGCCACCGGGAAUUUUCAGUGAUUCAUUUACUGAUUUUGUCGAUAGAUGCUUGAAAAAGAAUCCUGCAGAAAGAGCUGAUUUAAAGACCCUUAUGAAUCACGAAUGGAUUAAAAAAGCAGAAUGUGAAAAUGUUGACAUCGCAGGUUGGGUAUGCCGUACUAUGGAUCUACAACCUACAACUCCAACACGUUUAGCGAACGUGCAGUCCUGAAUAAAUGUAACUCUUACAUACUUAACUACUUAUAUUCGAGUUCAGUACUCUUGAGUUUAUUUUAUACUUCAUUUUUUUACUAAAAAAGGAGAUUAUCAAAAGUGGCAGCAAUUGUAAUUUAUGAUUUACAAAGAAAAACAAUUUUUAUCUCUUGUUCUUUUCAAUAAUUCUGUUAAAAAUAAGAUGAAAGAAUUAGAAGCUAAUUAUUAUCUAUUAUUAGUAAAUCUGAUUUUUAAAAAUUUUUUAAUCAAAUUUUUGAUAAAUGAUUUUUUAAUUAUGUCCUAUCUGUGUUAUAUUAAUUUUUAAAUCUUAAUAACAAAUACUUAGUAAUUAAUUCGUUGAACAAAAGUUUGUAGUAAAGUGACCUAAGAAAUUACAUUAAAUAAACUACUUUUUGUAAUUAAAAUAAGUUUAAAAAAAAAUUGUAAUUUGAAUUUUAUUUUACUUUUUACGUAGAAUUUUAUAGUCACUAAAUUAUUCUUUUAUAUAAUUAUGUAAAGAUAGUUAUGAUUAAGUUUUAGAACUCUAUUAAUUAUUCAUUUACUUAUUUUACUGCACCCGGAAAAUGAAUCAAUUCAAAAGCUUCUAUUUCUUUUCAAAGUAAAAGUAAAUUUUUGAGCGGUAAAUUUAUUACUGAGUAAUUUAAGAAAAUAUUUUGUUUUCUAUCCUUAUGGUCUGCAUAAUAGUGUGCGCCACUGAAAUAUGUUUAAUUAAAUUUUCAUCCUUGAUUCAAAUUUUUUUUUCUUCUAAGUAUGUAAGAUAGGCUAAUAUUACUUGAUAAGUUAGCAUCGUUAAUAAAUAUUGCAGACAUUGUUAAAAAUAAGACGAAGAUAAAAAAAAAUAUAAAUAAAAGAGAAAUUUCUGAUAA
Leptopilina boulardi is the source of this 2444-nucleotide messenger RNA. It is a transcript of the gene Dsor1, whose product is annotated as dual specificity mitogen-activated protein kinase kinase dSOR1. NCBI's taxonomy places the organism in Eukaryota, Metazoa, Arthropoda, Insecta, Hymenoptera, Figitidae. Bases 308 to 1576 code for a protein of 422 amino acids. Gene Ontology annotation, biological process: protein phosphorylation. The transcript is spliced from 9 exons. The record is from RefSeq and is a predicted model, not a curated record. Gene Ontology annotation, molecular function: ATP binding; protein kinase activity.